This is a messenger RNA of Belonocnema kinseyi, 498 nucleotides long. Its product is annotated as serine/Arginine-related protein 53-like. The record is from RefSeq and is a predicted model, not a curated record. Lineage: Eukaryota; Metazoa; Arthropoda; Insecta; Hymenoptera; Cynipidae. The coding region runs from base 1 to 498 and encodes 165 amino acids. The transcript has a single exon.
AUGAGUCCACCAAAUAUAGAUGAAAGUCGCAGAGGAAAGAAGAGGAAGCAUAAAAAGAAAGAAAGAAUCCUGAAGAAGCUGCGAAAACUGAAAGAGGAAGUCAGACGUGCCAAGAGACGCAGGAAGCGUUUAAGUUCGACAUCGUCCAGUUCAUCAUCCAGCUCAUCGACGGGUUCUCCGAUCCGCUCAAAGUCUAGGUCUCCUCGAAAAAAGAAUGGUGCACGUUAUCCGCGAAAAAUGUCACACCUCGGAGAAAAAAAAACCAGCGUCGCCGCGCGUCGCCCGAGAAGCACGUCACGCCAUCGUUCAAGCUCCGAAUCUAGAAACCCUCGCAAACAAGUUGGUGCGCGUGUUCUGCGAGAAACGUCAUACCUUAGAGGAGAGUCCAACAAAAAUAGUUCAAGAUCCUCAAGCGGCAGUUCUCAUUCAUCCGACUCAAGAAGUCGAUCGCGAUCUAAAAAUCGCAGCUCGAGAAGCAAAUCAAUCUUCGACAGGUAG